Messenger RNA from Theileria equi strain WA, 1128 nucleotides. RefSeq lists its product as hypothetical. The coding region runs from base 1 to 1128 and encodes 375 amino acids. The transcript has a single exon. The record is from RefSeq and is a predicted model, not a curated record. Lineage: Eukaryota; Apicomplexa; Aconoidasida; Piroplasmida; Theileriidae.
AUGAGAGAAACGAUCCUCUUGCUCUCUCUGCACAUUUUUAGGUUUGUUUUUUGUGGAGAUUCAGAAGCUCCAGAUACACCAACUUCAGAUGUUACUCUGGAUAUCUCUCUUCCGGAUCCUUCCCUCACCAGAGAAUACAAGAGCAGUUCAGAUGGAGCAGUUUAUUAUUCAUUCUUCCCAAGAGGACCCCUUUUCAGUAAGAUUAUGGAUGGAAAGGAUGAGUUAUGGAAAGCUGAAGGGGAUAGGGAGAAAUGUACAACAGCAUUCUCAAGUCAUAGACCAGGUAUAGCAAUGGCUACAAUCUACGUAUGGUCCGAAAACAUCAGCUCAGAAAUGAGGUAUUACGAAAAGGAAGAUGGAAAUACGUGGAAAUUUGUUAGGAGUCAAAAGGGGAGUAGUCUAGGAACUCCCAUGGGUAUAGCUAAAGCUAUACCACCUUUGGAGCCAACAAAAGUAAUGGAACAUAAGGGGAAGCACCCUGAGGAAUCUGCUACUACGACAAUAAAAUCCUAUCCUUUGGAUAAUUUAGAUGACCAUAAAGAAUCGGAAGAAUUUCAAGAUCCAAAUGAUAAACCUGAGAAUGAAUCAGCAGAGUCUAUGGAUAACCAACGACAAAAUACAGGUUCUGUUGAUCCUUUAGUUCAAAGCUUUUCUGGAAUAGCCAUGCAAGUUUCUGAAGAGGAAAAAGAACCUGAAACACUUAAAAACAAUUAUGCAGAUCAAUCCCUCGAUUUAUCUCCAGAACCUGCUAAACAAACUGUUACUGGUCCUAAUCAAGGGCCUCAAGAGGGAGGUGACAACAGCCGAGCUAGAACUAGAAAUGAUAAAGUGAUUUCUACCAUUACAUCUGACCUUGGAUCAGAUGAAUCUGACUACGAUUAUAAAAAUAAUAAUAAAGAUGAACAUCCAUAUGAUGCCGAUGAUGAAUCUGUUUCACCAACAACUUCUACCACGUCCGACGAAAAUAUUCAUAAACAGAAUAUCCAGAAAGAAAGUGUUACAGCACAGAAAAAGAUGUUGUUUCGACACAGAAGACCCUCUGAGACAAAAUCCGUAGACUCUGGUAUAGAAUCAGAUGCUAGUUACAUUAAAAGCACUCUCAGAGGUACCACUUCUUCCAAUUUAUAA